GUCACAAUAGAAAUAAUUACCUGCAUGGGCCGGGCAACAGUAUAUUUCCUGUAUAUCGCACUAAAUCCCCACCAGAGGGCAGAUCGCUAGUGAUAACAUCACUUCAGCCCGGGCAACCAAAGCACAUACAUCCAAGCUCACCCAUGUUUUUUUUUUUUCCAGCUUCACUCCUCGCUUGCAGUUAGUAAUUUAGUGCUAAAUAUUACGCGAAUUGCAUCAGCAGUAUUUCCACGAGGCUGCAAGACCAAGAACUGAGGUUCCGGAGCGAGAAGCAGCAUCUUGUAGAAGCAACAAUGACUGAUACAGCUACACAGAAAGAGGUAGGAAACUUCGUUAGCCAGACACUACAGUCGCAAGAAACGGAAGCUCGGAUGACAGAGGUACAGGUGAAUGAAGCUCAGGUGACAGAGGCACAGGUGAAGGAAGCUCUGAGACGGGACAAAGGCACAGGGGCUAACCUGCUCUCAUGGAGCACUGAGGAUUUCACCAAGAAGGGCGAUAACUUCAUGUGCUCUGUGAAGCAACUAAAACUGUCUUUCUCCCAAGAUCAUCAAAGCCUCGAGGUAUCAUAUGUCGUUAAACUGAAAAACGCUUUUGGAGAUGAUUUGAAGGAGUUUAUGAAUAUGAGCUAUGAGAAAGAGUGCCUGUUCUACAGUAUGUUGUUACCAGCGCUCAAUACUGAGCUACAGGCAGCCAGUCUAGAGCCUCUAAGGCUGCCUCGGUAUAUUUUCCACAGUUUGGAAGAAAAUGAAGAAGUCCUCAUCUUGGAAGAUCUAAGCUACCUAGAGUUCAAAAUGGCUGAUCGUAAACGCGGUCUGGAUGUCGCCCAUGCUGAACUGGUCUUCCUGGAGCUCGCCAGGAUUCACGCCGCCUCCUACCUCCUUCAGGCCCACCUUCCAUCAGGAAGCCUAGUAGAGGAGUACUCAUUCUUGGGGAAGGACUGGCACAACUAUUCUCAGGAGGCUGAGUUACAAGUUGGAAAGAUACUACAGGAGGACUUUAACGUUACGGUAAAAGUGUUGGAGACAGCAGAGGGUUACGAGGAGAGCGCAGCCUGGCUGAAGGAUCUGGUGGUUCCCAGGUGUCUGGACGUCUUCGAGGAGCAAAUUAAGACGCAGCCUCCGUUUGAAGUCCUGUGCCACGGAGACUGCUGGACUAACAAUUUCCUCUUCAGGUACGAUACUGCAGGUCGACCGGUGGACGUCAUCCUCCUGGACUUACAGUGUCGACGUGGAUCACCCGCCCUCGACCUCAAUACACUCGUCUACACAAGCAUCAGUAGUGAGGUCAGAGCAGCUAGCCUCAGUCACCUAAUUCAUGCGUAUCAUGAAUCCUUCAGCAAAGUCAUGAAGGCUCGGGAGGCCAUCAUUCCCUUUACCUACGACGAACUACUACAAGAGUACCGCAAGAGAAACAUAUUUGGCCUCUGGACUGGUAUUGUGUACAUACCCACAGUAAUGAUCAGCUCUGAUGAUGCCCCUGACUUUACCUACGCUGGGUCAGAGGAGUGGAUGACGCAGCGUGAGAAGUACCUUCAAAAUGCAUAUGAUAGAAAUCCUCUUAUGUACAAGUGGAUUUUAAGUAUCCUUGAUGAGAUGUCCGAGUCUGGUGUUACUGGUUCUGGCUGUGUUGACUCCAGGCUUUCAUCAGGAAAAAUUAAAUAGGAGAAAGACAUGUAACUUCUUGGUGUGAGGGGUCGGGAAGGAUAACGAAAUUGAAUGUGAAAACAAUUGAAAGUAAUCUUCUAUUAGAAAUAUAUUACAAUUUUAGUAACCUCAGUUCUUCUCUGUGGAAAAAUACCAGAGAUACCUGCCCUAUCUAAACUCAUAACAAUCUUGCAUAAAAAAUAAUGACCAUCUUGAGCACAAAGACGAACCUACAAGAGAAACAUUUUCUAGUGAUGCUGAAACAGUUAAUGGUGGAGAAGCCGAGUGUUGUUAAUAUUGCCCAGAACUGCACUGACAUUGCCGGAAGACGAUUCAUAAAAAUGUUUAUAUAAGAAAGAAGUAAACUAUGUUGUUUAGUUUUAAGUGUUUGCUUACUACUGCUACAGAAUAACCACCUUACUAUCUUAUGAGCAAAAUGUUAUAGUAAAUAACUAUAAUGGAUAAUUUAACAAUUUUCUCGUGGAGCAUUGUUUCCAAUGACAUAAAUAACUGGUCCAAAACAUUGUUUCCAAUGACAUAAAUAACUGGUCCAAAACAUUGUUUCCAAUGACAUAAAUAACUGGUCCAAAACAUUGUUUCCAAUGACAUAAAUAACUGGUCCAAAACAUCCAGGCAUAAGACUCUCCCAUCUUAUAUUAGAACAAACCUUGAGAGUGGUUCUGAUUUAUUUUACGAACCAAAAUAUUGGUGAAAGUGAUUGCCUCUUCAGUAAGCGUGAAAUAGAUAAUGCAUUAAAUAAGGGUCGAUCAAUCGCCCCUGGAGAGGAUGGUAUAAUUUAUGAUAUCGAUAAAAAUCUCACUACACUGAGAUCCUUAAUUAUUCUCAAUGAUCCUUAAUGAGAUCAAUAAAGACUCAUUACAUCUGUGUUUCUUGUUAUCAACACAAGUGAAUAUGGGGAAAACUCACUACACGAGGGCGAAAAGUCUUGUAUCUCUACUAAUAAAGGUUUUCCUGUUUCCUUGGGUAUCCA
Molecule: messenger RNA, 2637 nt
Organism: Cherax quadricarinatus
Lineage: Eukaryota; Metazoa; Arthropoda; Malacostraca; Decapoda; Parastacidae
Source: RefSeq, a predicted model, not a curated record